Trichechus manatus latirostris (Florida manatee) is the source of this 1566-nucleotide messenger RNA. Its product is annotated as cholesterol side-chain cleavage enzyme, mitochondrial. NCBI's taxonomy places the organism in Eukaryota, Metazoa, Chordata, Mammalia, Sirenia, Trichechidae. Gene Ontology annotation, molecular function: cholesterol monooxygenase (side-chain-cleaving) activity; iron ion binding; heme binding. Gene Ontology annotation, cellular component: mitochondrial inner membrane. The transcript has 9 exons. The record is from RefSeq and is a predicted model, not a curated record. Gene Ontology annotation, biological process: C21-steroid hormone biosynthetic process; cholesterol metabolic process; glucocorticoid biosynthetic process. The coding region runs from base 1 to 1566 and encodes 521 amino acids.
AUGCUGGCCAGGGGACUCCCCCCACGCGCAGUCCUGCUCAAAGGCUGCCAGCCCCUCCUGAGUGCCCCGCAGGAGGGACCAUGGCAUCCCAGGGUGCCAAUUGGAGGAGGAGCCAGCAGCAUCUGCACUCGAAGCCCUCGCCCCUACAGCGAGGUCCCUUCCCUUGGUGACAAUGGCUGGCUGAACCUGUACCAUUUCUGGAGGGAGAAGGGCAUGCACCGAAUCCACUACCACCAUAUCCAGAAUUUCCAGAAAUUUGGCCCCAUUUACAGGGAGAAGCUCGGCACUGCGGACUCGGUUUUUAUCAUCGACCCUGAAGAUGUGGCCAUUCUCUUUAAGUCUGAGGGUCCCAGCCCAGAACGCUACCUCAUCCCACCCUGGACUGCUUAUCACCAGCAUUACAAGAAACCCAUUGGGGUCCUGUUCAAGACCUCAGAAGACUGGAAGAAAGACCGGAUGACCCUGAACCAGGAGUUGAUGGCUCUGGAGACCAUAAAGAACUUCGUGCCCCUGCUGGAGACAGUGUCUCAGGACUUCGUCAGCCUCCUGCACAGGCGCAUCAAUCAGCAGGGCUUUGGGAAGUACUCAGGGGACAUCAGUGAUGACCUGUUCCGCUUUGCCUUUGAGUCCAUCACCUAUGUCGUAUUUGGGGAGCGCCUGGGAAUGCUGGAGGAGAAGGUGGACCAUGAGGCCCAGCGGUUCAUUGAUGCUGUAUACCAGAUGUUCCACACCAGCGUCCCCAUGCUCAGCUUCCCCCCAGAUCUGUUCCGCCUGUUCAGGACCAAGACCUGGAAGGACCACGCGGCUGCAUGGGACUUGAUUUUCAAUAAAGCUGAACAGUACACCCAGAACUUCUACUGGGACCUGAGACAAAAAAGAGUCUUCCAUAACUACCCCGGCAUCCUCUACUGCCUCCUGAAGAGUAACAAGCUGCCCUUUGAAGACGUCAAGGCCAACGUUACUGAGUUGCUGGCCGGCGGUGUCGACACGACGUCCAUGACACUGCAGUGGAGCAUGUAUGAGAUGGCCCGCAGCCUGAGGGUGCAGGAAGCACUGCGGGCAGAGGUCUUGGCUGCCCGGCGCCAGGCCAAGGGAGACAUACACAUGAUGCUCAAAUUGGUCCCGCUCCUCAAAGCCAGCAUCAAAGAGACACUGAGACUCCACCCUAUCUCCGUGACCGUGCAGAGAUAUCUUGCAAACGACGUGGUUAUUCAUGAUUACAAGAUUCCGGCCAAGACGUUGGUGCAGGUGGCCAUCUUUGCCAUGGGCCGGGACGCCACCUUCUUCUCCAACCCGGAGUGUUUUGACCCAACCCGAUGGCUGAACAAAGACAAGGAUGUCACCUACUUCCGGAACCUGGGCUUUGGCUGGGGUGCCCGGCAGUGUGUGGGCCGGCGCAUCGCUGAGCUCGAGAUGUUGCUCUUCCUCAUCCAUAUGCUGGAAAACUUCAAAAUUGAGAUCCAAGAUCUCAGGGACGUGGAAACGAAGUUCAGUCUCAUCCUGGUGCCUGACAAGCCCAUCUUCUUAACCUUCCGGCCCCUCGACAAGGACCUGCUCCAGGCAUGA